Tetrahymena thermophila SB210 is the source of this 5845-nucleotide messenger RNA. RefSeq names its product transmembrane protein, putative. Lineage: Eukaryota; Ciliophora; Oligohymenophorea; Hymenostomatida; Tetrahymenidae. The transcript is spliced from 4 exons. The record is from RefSeq and is a predicted model, not a curated record.
AUAAAAUAAAAAAAACGUAAUAAAUAUCCUAAGUAUCAAAAUUAUUCUUCAAAAUUUAAAAAGAUGAUAAGAGUUUUAUCAUAUCUAUUACUUUUUUUGAUUUCUCAGUAUUUGCAAGUUAAAGGAUAGGUUAAUAAUUGCUUAUUUUACGUAUAAUAAACAAAAUAAUGCCUUCUUUGUGAUUCGGGAUAUUAAAUAUCUUCAUCUUAGCUUAAUAUAUGUGAAAAAAUAUAAAAAUGCCAAUUAAACUAGUUUAAUCAAACUAAUAAUUAGUGUUCUGAUUCAUGUUUGGGCUAGUAGGAGGUUUAAUACGAUAGAUAAUAAUAGUAAAUUAAUUGUGUUGAUAUUGUUUAUUGUCCUGUUUUGAUCCCUAUCUAAGACUAACUUAUUGACUAAAAAGUUGGAAUAUUCUAUUAUUUAGAUAAAUAGUUCUAGGUCAUCUUUGCUGGUAAUUUAAAUGGAAUAAAUAUAAUUGAUAUUGAAAGCGGAAAUAAUCAGUUUACUAUAUCUUACUAAAAUAUAAAUGAAUCAACCGGAUAACUAUUCUAUUACGAGUAUUAUGAAAGUAGUAUGAUUAUCUCAACAACUAACUAAUAAAGAUUGUAUCUUGUUUAUACUAAGGUUAGAUUGACUCCUAGCUCUUAAGUGAUAGACUUUUAUCAAAAUAAUCAAAUAUUAUUGAAUUUUUUUGUUAAUUGGGACUCAAGUUAGAUUUAAAUAAUUUGUAUUUUCAAUGGGGAAUUAGUAAUAUUCAACUAUAAUUUCUAAUCUUAAUAGAAAUAAAAUCCGAUCUAAAUUAAUCCAUCUAAUUUAAAUAUCUUUUCAUUUGCAAAUGCUAUUUUCUAUUCCUCUACAAGUAUCAUUAUAGAAGCUAUCAAAGAUAGUUCAUCUUAAACAAUAAACGCAAUUUACUUAUAAAUACAAGAUCAAAAUAAUUUUAGCCCUUAAGCCUUUUGUCAAUAUAGCAAAAAUACAUUUACACCUGUUUUUAGUCCUAGUACCUAAGAAAUUUUAUUUUACUCAGUUAGCGGAUUAAAAAUUUCUAAUUUGAAGAGCUGCUCUGACUUUUUGAGUAUUAUUAACUUUAAAAAUAUUAGAUAGGUUCUAACUAACGAUCAAAAAGGAUUUUUAAUAAUAAUAAGCGAUUCAUCAAUAUAUGGUUUUCCUUUUGAUUAAAAUCUUGGAAUACAAGAUAUUAACAAUAAACUAAAUCAGUAAUUACUUUUAGAUAACUCAUUAUUAGAAAUAUCUUUUUGCAUAGAUUACACUUAAACAAAUUCUUAGCUGUCAAUUAUUUGCUUUAAUGAAGCUAAAAGUUAAUUAAUUUACUUACAAAUCAAUGAAAAUAAUUAAUUUCAAAAAUUUGGUACAUUUACUUUUACUGAUAAUAUUCUUCUUUUUACUGCAUAAAAACAAGCUAUUCUGCUCUCCACUUAAUAAUAAUAUAUCUUUGCUCAAGGCAUCUCCACAUUUUUAAAUGACUAUACUCAAAGCAGUUGUACUUAUCAAAUCUCAGAUUAAGGUUUAAAUUCUUAGACUUAAUAACUGAGUUCAAAAGUGAUAAUUAUUGCUAAUACUAUGCAAAGUUAAAAUUUCAUUUAGUAAAUAAAAUUAAUAGUUAAUUAUUAAUAAGACAUCUCCAAUCUUGAAAAUAUAAAUCAAAUAAAAAAUUUGAAAGGUGUUCAAUAUUUUUAAUUAAAAUCUAAAGGAUCUGAUUAUAUUUCUAACCUACAAUCAUGGAUUUAAAAUAUGCAAUAUCCUUCUUUAGUCUUAAAUCUAAAUAAUAUUACAUUUAGUCAAAACAUUACUAUUGGAAAUUCAAGUCACUUAAAUUCAGUAUUUAUUUCAAAACUUUCUAUUUCUUAACAAAUUAAUAGUAUUUCUAUUGGCUUCAUAAAUUUAGACUUGAUUGUCUUUGAUGAAGUUGUAAUUUAUGGUAGUUAAAUAUCUAAUAGUUUUGUUUUUCAAUUAAAAAAUUGCUCGAAUGUAAUAAUUAAAAACAUGAAAAUCUUAUCAACUACAUUUUAAGAUGGCCUAAGUGGGCUAUUUUAAAUAAUCUCAUCUAAUUAGAUUUAUUUAAGGAAUUUGUAAAUAGUUAAUUGCAAUGUGAAUUCUUAAUCGCUCAUAUAAAUCACUAAACCAAAAUAUAUUUAAAUUUAAAACUCGUACUUUUACAAUAAUACAAAUUAGAACGGUUAGGUAAUCUAUUAUAGUAGCUAACCAAGCUUAAUUAAUAUUUAAGGAUCUGAUAGAUUAGAAUUAAUUAAUUUACAGUCUAUUCAAAACAAUAAUGUAACAACAAUAAAUAUGCUUUAAUCAUACUACAAUGAUGAAGGAGAUAAAGUUAUUAAUGAAAAAAGCAUAGCUAUCUUUUAAAACAUAACAGUAAAUAAUAAUACGGCUUAUUAAAAUUCAUAGAUGUCAAUUCAAUCAAUGUACUUUUUUGGAGAUUCAUUAAAUUUUUAAAAUAAUACAAGUUUUCACUCUAAUGGAACUUUUUAUUUAGAGAAUGCUGAUAUUUUUAUUUAAAAAUCGAACUUUUUGAAUAACCAAGCAUUUUCAGGAGGAGCCAUAUUUUUCAAUAUAACCAAAUUUACUUAGAUUGUAUAAUGCAUUUUUAAAAAUAACAAUGCAACUGCUACUGGUGGAGCAGUACUUUUACUGAGUUCUUAAGCCAUUUUGAACAACACGCUUAUCUAAUCCAACUAUGCUAUGAUUGGUGGAGGUAUAAGAAUAGAGCAAGGAAAGUUAUUUUAUGUUUAAUAUGAUACAAAAACAAAAAUAAUCAACAACAAGGCUUAGCUUUAUGGUUAAAACAUAGUAUCUCGACUUGCAAAAAGAGAGCUUUAUGUUAACAAUCAGCUUAUGACUGAACUAAACUAAGAAAUAGUAGCUUAUUUAAAUACCUAAAUUUCUUAAUAUGAGGAAUACUUUAGGAUAAUGAAAGCAUUUUUGACAUAAGAUUUAAGAAGUGGGUCAUAAAUCUAUAUUUUAGUAAAGUUGUAUGAUGUUGACGGAUCACUGUUCGUUUAUGAUCCAAAUAAGAUAAGCUAAUAUCCAAGCAAAAUAUAACAUGAACUGAGAGCUAUUAGUGGUGUAUUAACUUCUUAUGUAGUAUCUAUUAUAGGUGAGAUAUAGCUUUCAAAAUUUUAUCUAAGUGAAGGAGGUAUACGCUCUGAUGCCUUAACAAUAUUUGGAAGCCCUGGAUAGAAGAGUCCAAUAUUUUUAGUAGAAAAUUUUAUUGAGUUUACCUAUAACUAAAGCUAAGUAAAAAGAAUGAGACAUUUACAAUCACAAAUUCUUCAAACUAAUUCUUAAUUUUUUUCUGAUACUAUAAACUGUAAUCAAAAUUAAAAUUUAGGGUAAGCGAAAGAAAAUUAAACAAAUUUAAUUCAUUCUUAAAAAUUAAACGAUUUUUAUCUUAAAAUUGCUAAUAACGAAGGAAAAAUAACUUUACUUGAAAAUUUUUCAUAUCUUAACCAGAAAAAUUCAAGAAAAAGACUGCUGUCAGAUGUUGAAACGAUUUCUGCAAUUUUAAGUUCUUAAGACGUACUAGCGACAGGAUUAGUAAUAGAUUUUAAGCCAUGCUAAAUAGGAGAAAUAUCAAAGGUCAUAAACAAAGAUUUAGGAAUCGUUGAGUGCCUUCCCUGUCCAAUUAAUUCAUAUAGCCUAUUUAGCAAUUAAACUGAGUGUCAAAAAUGCCCAGACUCAGCUUAAGUUUGUUAAAACUCAACAAUAUUGCUGAAAGAUGGAUAUUGGAGAUAAAAUAAAUCAUCUGAUGAAAUUUACUCUUGUGAUAAAACAAUCCCAACAUGCUUAGAGUUUACUUAAAAAAACAUAGGCAAGCAAUGCAAAGAAGGAUCAAUUGGACCUUUGUGUUAAGGAUGUGACAUUCAUGGAGAUCACUGGGGCAAAAAAUAUUCUAUUUCGAGUCUUAAGGAUGGUUGUGCUGAGUGUGAUGGGUAGAGUAGCUAAAUCUCAUUUCUAAUUGUACUAUUUUGUUUAACUACUUUUUAUUUAUUAUUUGGAAUAUAUAUGGCUAUUAAAAAUAAUAUUCAUCAUUCUACAGCAUACUAUUUAAGGAUGAUGGGAAUAGCUCCCAUUUCUAGAAGUUCAACUAAAGACGAAAGCAGCUAGUACAUUAAACUUAUGACCCAUUUUUUACAAAUUGUAGCAGUAAUUAACUCUGUAUCUAUUCAAAUGCCUAAUGUUAUUAAUUUUGUUCCUAGUUUUACUGGUAAUCCUGCUUCUUCUUUAAUAUUGUCAGGUAACUGUCUUGUUUCCUAAAUAGGAUUUACAGAUAUAAUGAGAAUUAGAGUCAUACAAUCAGCUUUUCUCCCAUUAGUUUAUUGCUUAAGUGUGAUAGCUAUCUACUGCAUUCUAUGCUUCAUACGAAUAAUUAAAAAUUUUUAAAGGCAGUUUAUAUUCACAACUAUUAUUUUUUUGAUAAUUUUCUUCUAACCGGAUUCUGUGAUGUUCUUACUAUCAGCAGUAGGAUGUAAGAAGUUAGGAAAUAGCUUAUAUUUGAUUGCAGAUGCAAAUUACGAGUGUUAUACCACUUAUGAAUAUAAAGUAUUUUUGUAUUAUGUUACACUACCAUCUCUGGCAAUUUGGCUUCUAGGACCUUUAUCAAUUCUUUACUUUUUGAGAAAAAGAAAGAACAAGUUAAACAUGAUUUCAACAAAAAAGUUGUUUGGCUAUUUAUAUUUAGAGUAUAAACCAAAUUGCUAUUAUUUUGAAUUUGUUAGAAGUUGCUUCAAAAUGAUUAUAGUUUCAAUUUACACUUUGUCUAACUCAUCAGGUUCUUUUAAUUUGAAUUUAAUUGCAAUAAUAAUCUCUCUAUACAUAAUAAUCUCAAACAAAAUUAAACCCUUCCUUAGUUUAUUUUUAUUUCAUGUGGAUACUAUUACUCAUUGCGUUCUGCUUUUUGGGGUAAUACUUUCAAUACUCCAUAUUAAUUUCGAAUAGGACAAAGAUUCUUCUUACUACAUCGCAAUAGUUGUAACAAGUCUGAAUAUAUUUUAUGUUUCUACCAUGGUAUUACUUAUAGCUUCUUUGAAGGUAAGAUAAUACACUUUUUUGGUAUCUACUAUGUAAAGCAAAAUUGGCUUCAUUUUACCCCUCCUUAAGAAAAUUAAAAUAGCAUCCCACGAAUAAAAGAUGAAAACUUUGCUGAGAUGGAAGUUUGUGAAAAGAAACAUUCAUAAUAUUAUGUUAUAUAAAUUUAAUUAUGAGAAUAUCAAAAGAAUUCCAAAUUAAAAGACCAUCUGUUCUACAGAAUAGCAGCUAAAAAAUUAAAACCACUUAACAACAGGACCAAAUAAUUAAGAUAACCAAUAAUUAAAUAAAAAAGAUAUAUCAAUUGAAAAAAAUAAACUUCUAUUAAUAGAAACUCCAAGAGUGAUUUAGUCUAUAGAAAAUUGCAUUCAAGAGGUAAACAUUCAGAGAAACAAUAGAUGCAGUAUUCAUUCAAAAAAUAAUGAUAAAAACAGUUUUGAGAUAUUUUCAGUUGCUUGCUCUGAGAUAAAUAUCAAUUAAUAAUCAAACUAUGCUGAUUUUGACAAUUAUUAAUUACCUGUUUUUUAAAAAUUUAUCUCUUAAAAAAAUGUUCUUAUGGCCUCUCAAAACUAGAUUAAUUUGCAUGCGCCAUAAAAAUGAAUAAAAAGACCACUUAAUUAAUAACUAAAAAAAAACCUUAAAUACUAAAAAUCAAUUAUAAAUAUUAUGUUUCUUGUUUUGAUUUUAAAAUUCUUAAUAAAUUAAAUAGAUUAUUAUUUGUACAAUAACAGUAUUCUAAUUUUAUUUAAGUUUUUUUAAGUAUUGCUUACUUUUCUCAAAUUUUAUU